AUGAGUACGAAAACGAAAACGGUGGAAAAGAAUGGAACACUGAAACCUUCCGAGCUAAAGUCUGUGUUCACAAGAGCAAUAACUGCCAAUUCGGAGUGGCCAGACAAGGACGAAUUCUUAGAUGUAAUAUAUUGGGCGCGACAAGCGAUAGGGCUUAUUCUUGGUGUAUUUUGGGGUUUAAUUCCACUAAAAGGAUUCCUAGGUUUAUUACUAUUUGUAAUCGUUAAUGCUGCUGUUAUAUACUUCUACUUUAGUAGUUUUCAAUGUGUGGACGAAGAGGAAUAUGGAGGGGCUUGGGAGUUAACAAAGGAGGGUUUUAUGACCUCGUUUGCCGGGUUUUUGGUUACUUGGAUUAUAAUAUACUCAGGUUUGUAUCAUGAUGGUCUACAAUCAUGAGAUCUACAAUUUCCUUUUUAUAACCAAGAUCAUCUAAACUAUUUGUUUGUGAGUGAAUAAAUUGUUUUCCAAAUGUG
Zophobas morio is the source of this 473-nucleotide messenger RNA. Its product is annotated as GEL complex subunit OPTI. Bases 1 to 396 code for a protein of 131 amino acids. The record is from RefSeq and is a predicted model, not a curated record. NCBI's taxonomy places the organism in Eukaryota, Metazoa, Arthropoda, Insecta, Coleoptera, Tenebrionidae. The transcript has 4 exons. Gene Ontology annotation, biological process: mitochondrial respirasome assembly.